Messenger RNA from Colletes gigas, 1146 nucleotides. Its product is annotated as ribokinase-like. Gene Ontology annotation, biological process: D-ribose metabolic process. Lineage: Eukaryota; Metazoa; Arthropoda; Insecta; Hymenoptera; Colletidae. The record is from RefSeq and is a predicted model, not a curated record. Gene Ontology annotation, molecular function: ribokinase activity. The transcript is spliced from 7 exons. Bases 90 to 1028 code for a protein of 312 amino acids.
GGUAAAUAGUUUCAUUGUAACAUUUAUUAGUUGCACAACCAUUCGAGAGUUUUCAAAAUCUGGAUAGUGCUUAUAUUUAACAUUAAAAAAUGCCUGCGAAAAUCGUUAUUGUUGGUUCGUGUAUGAUUGAUUUUACUUGCUUUUCUCCUCGUUUACCAAAACCUGGUGAGACCAUAAUUGGUAGUAAAUAUGAAAUAAAGUAUGGUGGCAAAGGUGCAAACCAAUGUAUGGUCGCUGCCAAGCUUGGUGCCUCUACAGCAAUGGUUGCUUCAUUAGGUUCUGAUAUUUACGCGCAAGAGUAUUUAAAAAUAUUUAAGAAGGAAAACAUAGACAUUUCUCACAUUCAAAUACAAGAAGACCAACACAGUGGAAUAGCACACAUUACGGUCGCUGAUAAUGGCGAGAAUAACAUAGUAGUCGUGUUAGGAUCAAACGCGUCGUUGUGUCCCGAACACGUGGAUACCGCAGCAGAGGUUGUUAAAGGUGCUGACGUUUUAUUGUGUCAAUUCGAGACGCCUCUAGAAAGUACUCUGCACGCUUUAAAUCUACACAAAGGCCACGGUCUGUCGAUCGUGAAUGGGGCGCCUGCCAUUGAGAAUGUUGACUCCGAAAUACUGUCCCUGUGCGAUAUAUUCUGCGUCAACCAGAACGAGGCCGAAGUUAUGACCGGGGUGCAGUGUCAGGAAUUGUCAAACGUGCAAGAGGCCGUGGAGAAGCUCUUGGACAUGGGUUGCAAUACGGUGAUCUUAACUCUGGGAGAAUUGGGAGCGGCGUUCGCGUCUCAGGAAAAUAGAACUCUCACGUUUGUUCCUACCAAACAUGUUGAGGCCGUGGAUACAACAGGAGCUGGGGACGCAUUUUUGGGCGCUCUCGCGUACUUUAAAGUGUAUCAUCCAGGUCUUCCAAUGGCGGAAUGCAUCCGAAGAGGCUGCGUGGUUGCUACGGAAUCCGUUUUGAAACUCGGCACACACUCGAGCUUUCCGACCAGGAGCAGCCUAUCGCCCGACUUGUUUCUCGACGAAAGCUAAUAAAAAUUGUUGUCGCGAACGACGCACGAUUGCGUCCUUCGCUCGUGUAGUUGUUAUUACGUGGUAACGUUCGCGCGUCUUUAUUUGUUACGCUUCGUUACCCGGUUUCUUCUUUAUA